AUGGAGGGUGUGGUGAUUAGAUACCGGACUGUGGAGGUGAACGGCAUAUCGAUGCACGUGGCGGAAGCCGGCCCCGAGGUGGACGCCAAGGGGGCGGUGUUGUUCCUGCACGGCUUCCCGGAGCUGUGGUACUCGUGGCGCCAUCAGAUGGACCACUUGGGGGCUUGUGGUUACCGUUGCGUCGCGCCUGACCUCCGUGGCUAUGGUGGCAGCACUGCACCACCGGAUGUGGCCUCUUACACAGCCUUUCACAUAGUUGGUGAUCUUGUUGCGCUCCUCGACACCUUAGGGCUUGCGAAGGUGUUUGUGGUCCGGCAUGACUGGGGCGCGCUCAUCGCGUGGUACCUGUGCCUCUUCCGUCCGGAGUGUGUGACGGCACUCGUCAACACCAGCGUCGCCUUCAUGCGCCAUAUCAUGAUCCGCAAUGGGCCCGACUUCGUGAAUCCCAUCGAGUACUUCAACCGCGCAUACGGCCCCAACUACUACAAGUGCCGCUUCCAAGAGCCAGGUGUUGCGGAGAAGCAAUUCGCCCCGGCGCACGCCAAGCGCCUGAUGAGGCAAAUGUUGUGCCAUUGCUUUAGCCACGGCGUGUUCUGUGAUGAGGAGAUGGAUGACAACAAGUACCCAACAUCACCGCUUCUGCCUUGGCUCACCGAGGCAGACAUUGACUAUUUUGUCAACUACUAUCGCAAGUUUGACAAGAACUGCGAGCUGGUGGCACCGUGGGCAGAUGCCAAAGUGCAGGUGCCGACCAAGUACAUUGUGGGCGACGGUGACAUCACGUACAACUUUGAGGGGAUCCAGGAUUACAUCCAUGGUGGUGGGUUUAAGGAGGAUGUUCCGCUCCUAGAUGAGGUGGUCAUCAUCCCCGGCGCUGGCCACUUUAUCCAGCAGGAGAGGGCCCAGGAGGUCAACAACCAUAUCUAUGACUUCAUCAUCAAGUUCUGA
Messenger RNA from Triticum turgidum subsp. durum (durum wheat), 948 nucleotides. The record is from the annotation of a GenBank genome assembly. Lineage: Eukaryota; Viridiplantae; Streptophyta; Magnoliopsida; Poales; Poaceae.